AUGAAGUUUACUACCCUUGUCACCGGCCUCCUGGCCGUCGUCACUCAAGUCCGUGCCGCGGCUGUCGUCGCUCACUUCAUGCUCAUCAACACCAAGAACUACACCAUGAGCGACUUUGAAGACGACUUCAAGCUCGCCAAGGACGCCCACAUCGACGCCUUCGCCCUCAACAUGGGCCUGACGGACCCCAACACCGCCGAGUCCCUCGAGGAUGCCUUCACCGCGGCCAAGACGGUCGGCUUCCAGCUCUUCUUCUCCUUCGACUACAACGGCGGCUACCUCGGCGGCAAGCCCUGGCCCAAGGAGACCAUCCUCGAGAUGGGCGACAAGUACUUCAAGCGCGACGAGUACUUCAAGUACGCCGACAAGCCCGUCGCCUCUACCUUUGAGGGCACCGAGAACGCCAAGGACUGGAUCGAGAUCAAGGAGAAGACGGGCGCCUUCUUCAUCCCGGACUGGUCUUCCAUCUCGCCCGAGGCGGCGUUGGCCCUGGCCGACGGCGUGGCCGACGGCCUGUUCAGUUGGAACGCUUGGCCCAUCGGGGACCAGGACAUGACCUCCAAGGGCGACGCCGCCUACCAGUGGGCGUUGAAGGGGAAGCCCUACAUGAUGCCCGUCUCGCCGUGGUUCUACACCAACCUGCCCGGGUACAAUAAGAACUGGGUCUGGCGCGGUGAUGAUCUCUGGUAUGACCGUUGGGUCCAGGUCAUGGAGAUCAUGCCCACCUUCGUCCAAAUCAUCUCCUGGAACGACUACGGCGAGUCCCAUCACAUCGGCCCCAUCCGCUCCAACGCGCUUGAGGCCUUCGAGGUCGGCAAAGCCCCCUUCAACUACGCCCUCGACCACCCCCACGACGGCUGGCGCCACACCCUGCCCCACCUGAUUGAAAGCUACAAGAACGCCGUGCAGCCUGACAUCAAGACCGAGUCCCUUACGACCUGGUACCGCUCCUCGCCGGCCCUUGCUUGCAAGGACGGCGGCACGACCGCCAACACCGAGGCCCACGCCCAAAAGGUCCUCGCGCCGGCCGAGGUCGUCCGCGACAAGAUCUUCUACUCGGCGCUCCUCACCUCCGCCGCCGAGGUCACCGUCUCCGUCGGCGGCAAGGCGCAGAAGGGCGCCUGGACCUCGACGCCGGACAACGGCAAGGGCGUCUACCACGGCAGCAUCCCCUUCCUCGGCGUCGGCGAGGUCGUCAUCACGAUGACCAAGUACGGCACCGAGAUCGCCAGGAUCAAAGGGGUCGACAUCACCGACGAGUGCCCCGGCGGCAUGACCAACUGGAACGCCUGGGUGGCCGCCGUCGACGCGCUGCACGUCGACGACCCGAAUCCUACGCCCACGCAGACCGGCGACGGGCCCAAGAGCACGGCGAACGGCGGCGGUGGUGACGACGACUCAGCGGCCUCUUCGCUUUCGCGGGGAGGCCUCGUCUACGUCGCUGUUGUUCUUGUCAGCAUGGCCAUUGCCGGCGUGGUGUGA
Molecule: messenger RNA, 1482 nt
Organism: Colletotrichum higginsianum IMI 349063
Lineage: Eukaryota; Fungi; Ascomycota; Sordariomycetes; Glomerellales; Glomerellaceae
Product: Glycosyl hydrolase family 71
Exons: 3
Coding region: 1-1482 (493 amino acids)
Biological process (GO): mating projection tip cell wall disassembly
Molecular function (GO): glucan endo-1,3-alpha-glucosidase activity
Source: RefSeq, a predicted model, not a curated record